ACUCCCAUGGUCCAAACCCUGGGUGCAGAUGCAUACAUUAAGGGGGUGUGGUCUACAUUGGGGGGUGUGGUCUCAUUUCCUGACAGAGAAAUGAGUUCAAACCUCAGAGCUGUGGUUUUGAAGUGAACACAGGAAGUGUGGCUCUUAAACCAGUCACAGUGAGUCCAUGUUCGAUUUGACGCUGAGGGACGAUGGCUCCGACAUCUGUAUUCUGUGUCUGUGUCCUGCUGCUGUCUGGACUGACUGUUUCUGCAGUCUCUGUGGACGUCCGUCCAAACCUUCAGCAGUUCUUCAGAGGAGACAGUUUGUCUGUGAGUUGUGCAGAUGUUCAGACAGAUGGAUGGACAGUGAAGAGGACAAGGACGAAUGGAUACACUGAGACAUGUGGAGAGUUUGGAAGGAUGGACGAGUCAUUUUGCGUCAUCGAUUCUCUCGUGCCAUUGUCCAGUGGAGUUUACUGGUGUGAGACCAGUUCAAGACAGCAGAGUGACCAGGUGUCGAUCACUGUAACAGAUGAUCGUUUAAUCUUGGACAUCACUGCACUUCCUGUGGAGACAGGAAGUGAUGUGACUCUGCGCUGUAGAUACAGAGGUAUUUCAACAGUGGAAGCAGAGUUUUUUAAAAAUGGUCAGAAACUCACAUCCAUCCCAGUAAAAGAGUGGACCAUCUCUGUAGACCACCUGUCUGAUGAAGACCAGUACUCCUGUUAUGUUCCAUGGGUUCUAUCUCCACAGAGCAGACUGAGGGUCAAAGUUUCUGCCACCACUCCCUCUGGUCCUAAAACUUCAUUCUCUGGUCCUGGUUCCUCCUCAGAUCCUGGUUCUUCAGUGUCCGUUGUGAGGCUGUUCCUCCACCUGCUGGUCAUGAGUCCGUACUGCAUCUCCACUGUCCUGAUGGUGUCGAUCUACUGUAAAAGGAACACAGGAGGAAGAGCAGCUGUCGCCAUGGAGACCAGGCAGCAGCGCUUCGCAGAUGAAGACUAUGACGACAUGGCUGCAGGCGUCGCCAUGGAGACAAGGCAGCGGCACGUCGGAGACGAAGGGUAUGACGAUGUAGCUGCAGGCGUUGCCAUUGAACACGACUUCUGAAGAGAGGAGUCGACUUCGAUAUCGUUACUGCAGCGACCGAAUCCAUCAGAUUCCAUCGAUAAUGAAUAAAAGUCUGGUCAUUGCGACUAAACCAAACGACUAAAACUUAAAUCUUUUUUUCAGCUAUGACUUUAAAUGGACUUUUUUAAAUAAAAAUGAAUCUGAAACAUGAACCAAAACCAUGUAAAUGUGUUGAUUUGAUUCCAACCCGAGUCCAUUGGUUUCAUAAAGAACACAUUUAUUAUUGAAUACGUUCAUAAAACAUCACAUAGAAUCAGUUUGAUUCCAAAUAGAAUUAUACUCCUUAUUGUCUUUGAUAGAAAUGUUUUUAUUUCUAAUUUUACACUUUUCAUCUGAAACAGAAACUGAAAAACAAGGUUUUUUUUUCUUUUUUAUAAAUAAUGUGAUUUCCAAACUGAACAGAAUUAGUUUGUACAUAAAUGUUUCAUAAACUCUUUAAUAUUUUUAAUCUGGUUUUAUCUGUUGGUCAUGUU
Messenger RNA from Sphaeramia orbicularis (orbiculate cardinalfish), 1582 nucleotides. RefSeq lists its product as uncharacterized. NCBI's taxonomy places the organism in Eukaryota, Metazoa, Chordata, Actinopteri, Kurtiformes, Apogonidae. Gene Ontology annotation, cellular component: external side of plasma membrane. The coding region runs from base 192 to 1088 and encodes 298 amino acids. Gene Ontology annotation, molecular function: transmembrane signaling receptor activity. The record is from RefSeq and is a predicted model, not a curated record. The transcript is spliced from 6 exons. Gene Ontology annotation, biological process: immune response; cell surface receptor signaling pathway.